UAGUUAACCCUAAGGGUAUAAUUGUAUUUUACCCUUCAUUAAAAGGGAAUGUAAAAGUGGUUAGUGUAAACAUGAAAAGUGGUACUAUGAAUGUGGUAUUUGUGGCAAUUUCCCAAAUAACUUCGAAAACAUUCAACAAUAAAGUGCACAAAUCACCUAGGAGAUCAUUUUCAAAGUGGAUAAAACUUUAGCAGUGUUUGGGUGCCUCUUUCCAUGUCAUAUGGAUCAUCGUAGUGGUCAUUUAUAGACCAUGCAUAUAUACUUUAAAAUACAUUAUUUUAUAAAUGGUUUCCUUUAGCAGUUGUAUGGUAUAUGAUCGGUUCACUUUCUUUGCGUGGAUGCCUUUAAAGAAAAACAAGGUAGAGGGUGUUUCUUCUUUUAAAAGUUUUUUAUGAAGCUUUUUAUCGUGUAAAGUUAUUUCAUCGUUACAUUCUUUGAUUCUCCUUCCCUUACAAGUACUGCAAAAACUCCUCCAAUCAUAAUUAACGUUAUUAUUAUGUUCUUCUGAUCAGUGAGAAACAUCGAUCAUGAUUUCAAAAUUUGCUUAAAUUAACCAUUUUAAUUAUUAAAAGGUAUUUUUUGUUUUUGCUUAAAAUCACAGAGAACAAUGUAGAGUAUUUCAAAGAUCUAACCAUUUUUAAAAAUAAUUAAUUAAAGAACAUUAAAUCUAGCUUUCAAUUCGAUUAUUACUAGAUUAACUAGUUAAUAAAGAACAUGUCUAGAUUUUACACAUUUAUUGAUUAAAAAAACGUACACAGUGACUUGUGAUUACGUAGAUAUAUAAUCAACAGUUCUUUUACUAAAGCAUGUUAUUACAUCAAUAAUUACUUUCGAAAUAAAGACGAAUAUGAUCAUUUCACAAACUAUCUCUUUAAUCCCAUCAAUGGCUUCAUCUACAAAUAACCAAUUCAUAUUAGUGCUAUUCUCAUUCUUACUUGUCCUCAAAACAUCAUCAUCUUUCGGAAACCACUCGUCCACCGAUGGGAUUUUACCAUUCGCACCUAAACAUGUCGUAGUUGUUAACAAACUGACCUCACAAGCAAAGUUGAUCGCGCAUUGCACGAAUAAAGAGAAAGAUCUGGGGGUAAAAGAGCUGUUACCUGGAUCUAGCUUUGAUUUUAGGUUUCGUGUCAAUCUCCGUAAAACGACGAGAUACACUUGCACUUUCGAGUGGCCCGGAAAUAAGGUAACAUUUGAUAUUUUCAGGGUAGAUAGAGAUGAUACUCCAAAAAGUGAAUUUGGAGUUUGUAGAGAAUGUAUUUGGUACAUUUAUGAACCAGCCCCUUGUCGUCUUGACCGCGAUGCAGGCAUUCCUUAUUGCUUUGAUUGGAAUUCUUAGGCCAUUCAUAUUAAGGAUUCUCAAGAAGAAUCUUUUAUUAGAAAUAAUAAUAUUUUAAUAAAAAGGUUUUCAAAGAGUUUGAGAGAUUAAUGAUAAAAUCUCUCAUAAUGUGAGUGCCUUUGUUGUCUGAAAAAAUUUACUGUAUCUUUUUCUCAUUUUCUUGUGAUUUAUAAUGGCAAAAAAAAAUAAUAGCAACAAAAUAAACAUAAAGUGGCUGUUAUUAGUGAUGCAUAUUAUAUACUAGCUUAUAUUCUUAUAACCAUGAAAUUUCGAAUCUUUUUAUUAAGAUAUCUCGGAAAUCAAGUAAUAUGAUUCCAUACAAUGAAAAAUAUUAUACAUCCACUUCGAAAAAGAUCUUAGAUCACCUUGAGCAGAAUCAGUCUUGAGGAAGAAACAAAUUACAGCCAAAUCUCAGAUCCUGAUCUAACACCAGAGGCUGGAGGAGGCUAACCUCACCAGUCAAAGCGACAGUUCACUUUAUCAAAUAAGCAGUUUGGUGUAAUCCUUAGCCCAUUCUCAAAUAGUAUUCAUUUAAAAUUAUUUGGUUGAAAUGACCUAUAAAGAAGUGUGAUACACGUUAAUUAAGUGUCCAUUACGAUAGAUGUCGUGUAAAGACCAUAACCUAACAAGUGUACAAACUUUAUUCUUAUCUGACCUCGGGGUAUCAUAGAUUCUGUCCAAACACUUCAAGUCAAAGAAGAAAAAGUUACACAAAAUUAGUUACAAUUUUUUUUAAAAAUAGUAUAUAAAAAACGGUGUAAAAUCCGGAGGUAUUCAAGGAAAGGGAAACAAAUAGUCAAAUACUAAAACGUAAAAUGCGAAAAAGGUAAAAAAUAAAAUAAAACAAAAAAGAAAAAAAGAAAGAAGAAAGGGUCAAGAGAGCAUAUAUUCCCUUCUCCAAGAGAACCCCACUCAGGUUUCCAGAUAUGGUGUUAGAAUCAAUACUAUUAAAAGAGAAUGAGUUUUAAUAAAUCUACUUAAAAAAGUUGUUUGGACUCUUUUAUUAACUAAUAAUAUUCUGGUCUUACUUUGAUUUGGACAAAUAAUAUGUUACCUUUAAUUUUACUAACAAUCAUUUAGUCAAACCUUUUAUUUAUUGGACCCAUAUCUUUUUGUAAACGAAAAGAUUAUAUCAUAUAUAUACUACCACAUAAAUUUGGUUAACGAAAAUAUAAUAUCACAUACACUUUAUUAUACUUUUCUCUAAAUAUGUCUCAUUAACUUCAUAAUUAAGAUAAAUUUAAAAAUUAUAUAUUAUCUUAAUUUUAUUUUAUUGAUAAAUAACAAUUUAAUAUUUAAGAUAAGCUUAAAUAAUCAAAAACCAAACAAAUCUUUUUUUUACUACUCAACAAAAAACCUACAAAUCUAUACUAUUAAAUUAGUCAAAAACCUCUCAAAUAAAUCUUAAGUUUCAUCAACUUAACAAAUGUAACUUUUAUAAAAUGCACAAAAAUAUAGUGAAAUGUUAGAUUUGGUCAUUCGGAUCUUCUGGUCAAAUAUAAAUCGGUUUCUUUCAGAUCCAAGUUCUUUGGGUCUUGGGCAUUUAUAUCCAACUAGGUAUUUGAAUGAUUUUUGUUCAGAUCGGUUCCUUUUAGUUCCAGGUCAGUUUGAGUCAAUAAUUCAAGUAUCUAUAAAAUUUAUUAUGUAAUUUGGCUACGUAAUGAGUCUAGCUCGGUUCGAGUAUUUCACACAAAAAGAUUUAAAGAAUCCGAAAAGUCAAAAAAUCAAAACAUGAAAAUACCCAAAAUAAAAAAAAAAUACCAGAAAUAACUAAAUAUCUAAAAGACCAAAAUCUUACCCACAAACCAAAAAUAUCCAAUAUUUUAAAUAUAUUUUGAAAUUUUACCCAAAACUUGAAAUUAUAACAGAAAAU
Molecule: messenger RNA, 3212 nt
Organism: Brassica rapa (field mustard)
Lineage: Eukaryota; Viridiplantae; Streptophyta; Magnoliopsida; Brassicales; Brassicaceae
Product: S-protein homolog 5
Source: RefSeq, a predicted model, not a curated record